AUGAACCUUCUUGAGUUGCUGAUUGUUGACGAGGCUGCACAGCUCAAAGAAUGUGAAACCUUAAUUCCGUUGCAGCUGCCUGGUAUAAAGCAGGCUAUUUUCAUCGGAGACGAAUAUCAGCUUCCAGCUCUUGUGAAGAGCAAAAUAUCUGACAGUGCUAACUUCGGGCGAAGUAUUUUUGAGAGAUUAAGUUCAUUGGGCUACAGUAAACAUCUUCUGAAUGUCCAGUAUAGGAUGCAUCCAGAAAUAAGCAAGUUUCCAGUUGCCACAUUUUAUGAUGGCAAGAUAUCUGAUGGCCCAAAUGUCACUCAUAUGAACUAUAGCAAGAGUUUUUUAGCAGGAAAAUGGUUUGGUCCAUAUUCAUUUAUAAAUGUAGAUAGCGGGCAUGAAACCACUGAAAAGAAUGGCCGGAGCCUCAAAAACACAAUAGAAGCUGCUGUCGUUGUGCGGAUGGUGCAGAGAUUGUUCAAAGAGUCAGUUUCUACUGGAACCAAGCUCUCUGUUGGUGUUGUUUCCCCAUACAAUGCUCAAGUUAGAGCUAUCCAGGAAAAGCUUGGGAAAACCUACAGUACGUAUGAUGGUUUCUCAGUGAAAGUAAAAUCUGUGGAUGGUUUCCAAGGUGCGGAGGAAGAUAUCAUUAUCAUAUCAACAGUCAGGAGCAAUGGAGCCGGUUCAGUUGGGUUUCUUUCAAACUUACAGAGGACAAAUGUGGCUCUGACAAGGGCCAAGUACUGUUUAUGGAUAGUGGGGGGGAACGGGACAACUUUGUUCAGCAGCAGUUCUGUUUGGCAGAAAAUUAUCAAGGACGUACAGGAUAGAGGAUGCUUUUUUGACGUCAGUGAUGACAAAGAUUUGUCAAAUGCAGUAAUAAAGGCCACAAUCGAGCUGGAUGAUGCUGACAAUUCAGUGAAAAUGGAAUCGCUGCAUAUUAGCAGGCCCAGGUUUCAGAAAACAAGGCCAAAAUACAGUCCAUGA
Molecule: messenger RNA, 975 nt
Organism: Miscanthus lutarioriparius
Lineage: Eukaryota; Viridiplantae; Streptophyta; Magnoliopsida; Poales; Poaceae
Source: the annotation of a GenBank genome assembly